AUGAAGAAUCUAGGUUUUCUCCUCUUUCUCUCUUCCCUCGCGGUGGCACAGGCGGUGGACAUUGGCUCUCGCAAAGUGGAAGAUACCGCAAGAGACAUCAUCAUCUCCUUAGCCAACACCAAAUUCCAAGAAUGGUCAGCUGCUUUCAUCUCUACCAAUGACAAGACUCUUGGAGAAGUUUUACGAGCCACACUCUUCAUUCCCAAUGCCUCAAGUUCCGCAACUGAGAAAUACAACGGUGAUCGACGAGUUGCUGCGUACCACGUCGUGCCGGAAAAAAUGGAGUUUAACGACCUUCUUGCCAAGAAGGAUAAAACUCGAGUGAGUACGCUUCUUGGAGGAUUCUCAAUUCUGGUUCGCAACACAUCCCAAGGUGGUUUAACUCUUGAUGGUGUGAAUCUAACAGAGCCUGACAUCUUUGUCAAUUCCUUCAUGGCCAUCCACCGUAUUUCACAUCCACUUGAUUUCACAAAAUACGGCACCAGCGACGUCGUCAAGCCAAAAUCACAACUUCCAUCUAAAGCAAAGUUGCCACCUAAAUCAGAGUUCUUAGCUUUUAUGGUCAUUUCAGCGCUCAUUUGCUUCACUAUCUGGUUUAUCCUCUCCCGCCGUUAA
Molecule: messenger RNA, 615 nt
Organism: Eutrema salsugineum
Lineage: Eukaryota; Viridiplantae; Streptophyta; Magnoliopsida; Brassicales; Brassicaceae
Exons: 2
Coding region: 1-615 (204 amino acids)
Source: RefSeq, a predicted model, not a curated record